ACUUGGCUGGCAUGGUACCAUCCCUUUCACUAUUUGUUCUUAUUCUCUAUCUCCUUCGUCUACAAUCGUCGGUUCUCCUUGAAUUCACGACAUUUGCAUGCCUGCCGAGGUCGUUAACGGCCCACAGGGAUGUUUUGCUAACACCGUGCGUGUCGUACAGCCGCAUCCGAUCAAACAAGUGUAUUGUACGCUUUGGCUAUCUUCACAUCCUUCUCGCGUCCUUCCUAGAUCAAGGUCACCAGAACGAGUUAAUCUUGGGAAAGAAUCAAUGUCCCCUCGAGAUACGGGAGCUGCUCCUCGAUUCUCCCCCCCUCUGGUGUUGAAUAAGACGUCUUUUUGGGGGUAUGGAUCUGAC
Messenger RNA from Desarmillaria tabescens, 355 nucleotides. RefSeq lists its product as uncharacterized. The transcript has a single exon. The record is from RefSeq and is a predicted model, not a curated record. Bases 12 to 323 code for a protein of 103 amino acids. NCBI's taxonomy places the organism in Eukaryota, Fungi, Basidiomycota, Agaricomycetes, Agaricales, Physalacriaceae.